Molecule: messenger RNA, 2493 nt
Organism: Uloborus diversus
Lineage: Eukaryota; Metazoa; Arthropoda; Arachnida; Araneae; Uloboridae
Product: monocarboxylate transporter 12-B-like
Exons: 4
Coding region: 165-2255 (696 amino acids)
Biological process (GO): transmembrane transport
Molecular function (GO): monocarboxylic acid transmembrane transporter activity
Source: RefSeq, a predicted model, not a curated record
CCAACUGAAAACGUUGUUCAUACUUUCAAUUUGUACUACAAAAAUGUGUGGUGCUUUUCUUGCUUUUCAAACACCGGCAAUAAUAAUAAGCUUUCAUCGCAAAAAUCCUUCGAACUGUUCACACUAAUCUUCAAAGAAAAAUCUUCGAAUCUCUGAAUGAAAACAUGACCGCCGAAAUGGCUGUCAGGCGAAAGAAGAGACAACCAGUUCCAGAUGAAGGAUUUGCUUGGAUUAUUGCCCUCACUUGUUUCUUCAUUAAUUUCUUACUCGUGGGGCUAUCGCGUUCCGUUUCCGUCUUGUACGUUUCUUUGAUUGCAGAAUACCAAGUCAAUCGAGCAUCUGCAUCAUUUCCUUUCACACUACGAGCAGCAGUGAAAAAUACGUCCGGUCCUUUAAUUGGCUUGUUGGGCCAGAAGUAUGGUAUUCGGAAGGUGACCACAGUUGGUGGUUUUGUUGCAGCAUUAGGCAGUAUUUUAUGUUACUUUGCACCUAACAUUUUCUGGAUCACUAUGUUCUGGGGAGCAAUUCAUGGUUUUGGCUUUGGAUUAUCCACCGUGCUUCACAUGAUGAUGAUUGGUCAGUAUUUCGAUAAGUACAAGGCUUCUGCACUGGGCCUUGGGUAUUCGGGAGACUGCUUUGGAACAUUUGGGUUUCCAGUGAUAAUAGAAUUUCUUCUUGCUACAUACGACGUCAAGGGCACUUUUCUCAUCCUAGGGGGCCUCGUUCUUCAUGUCAUCCCUUUGGCACUCAUUCUCAAAAAGCCACCUUGGUUGAAGAAACAGAACAGAAGCAUAAGCAUUUCCAGGAGUAUACGGAGUGAAAGUAAUGUAGAAAAAGUCGAAAAGAAGGGCGAGAACAAGGGCUUCGAUAAUAAAGCCUUUGAAAAAUCUGAGGACGACUAUAAAAGGUUAGAAAAUGUCAAACCAGUAAAUGUAUCAGACAUUGAAAGUUCUAAGCAAAAAGUGGAGGACAGUAAUUCGUACCAUAAAACAACUGUUGAAAACAAAAAGUGCGAUGAACUUUGUCUUUCUAAACAAGAGAGCUUACGUCAUUAUGAAAACAACAUUUUGAAUAGAUGUGAAAAAAAUAUAUGUCGAAGUAACAGUGCUUUGUCUCCCGUUAAUCACUUUUUGCGUCAGCAUGAGUUAGAGCAUCACCGAGACAACAUGGAACGCCAUGGAUCGUUGCCACCAGUUUUUGAAAAAUCAGUCGCAAUAAACCUGCAAGAUGAUCCCAAAAUGUCCCAGAGUGAAGUCCAAUGCGAAGGAAAUGAGGGAACUCAGAGCCCAGCCUUCGAAAGCAAAGGUAGCUUGAGGAAAAGACGAACUUCUAGCUUCAUGGAGAACGUUGCUCAUGAAUUGGUGAAUCGGUUGAGAUCCGCCAGCUUCGCGAGUCAAGUUGCCCAAGAAGGUUACGUUGCAAGCAUGUCUUUUGAUUCACAAUCCCAAAAUGAAGAACCCGUUGAGGAGGAAAAUACCACAGACUAUUAUGAUUCCAUUGAUGGAAACAAUGGUUUUGGACUCUCUUCAAAUAAAGCAAUAGUUCAUGCUGACGAUGCAAAAGUUAAAAAAGCAUCAUUACCCACUAACGCAUUUAAUAAAUCACACAAAGGUCCUAGUACUUCAAAAAUAUUGUUACGUACUAACCUCAAUCCAUUAUUCAUAUUAAUCAGCCUCACAAUGGCUUUUUAUGCAUUCUUAUUUGUUGGUGUUUUGACUAUUAUCAUCGAUUAUGCAGUUGAUCAUGGAAUUUCUCAUGACAGCGGUAAGUUCCUAAUCAUUGGAUUUUCAGUGACAGAUCUGUUUGGUAGACUGACUUUUGGUCAAGUCAUUGAUAGGAAGUUGUUGAAAAUGAAGACUUACGCUGGAAUGACAAUGCUCUUUAUGGGUAUUUUAGUUAUUGUCAUUCCUUUGUACAGUAGCUUUUACUAUCUCAUGAUAUGCAUGUGCACUUACGGGUUUGUGCAAGGAGGAACUGCCAUUAUGUUUCCGAUUCUCGUGACGACAUACAUGAAUAAAAAUCAAGAAUCUAUUGCGAUGGGCUGCUUGAAUUUUUAUGGUGGGCUGCUGAUGCUGGCUUUAGCGCCCAUGAUUGGCUUUUUCCGUGAUAACAUCGGGUCUUACGAUGGUGUGUUUUACAUACUUGGUGGAACUGUAGCAGCUGUGGGUUUGAUGUGGCAGUUGGAACCCUGUCUCCUUCGAUACCAAAACAGGAAAUCUGAAGAUUCCAAACCGCCAUUAUCAACCAAACUCUAAAUGUCAAUCUCAUUGUGUGGCUUUUUAUAUCAGAAUCGCCAUUUUUUCAUUAACAUUUGUACAUAGCUUAUCAUUUGAACUCUGUUUUACUUUCGAAACAUUUCGUCAUGUGCGAUUUUAUGUCAAGAUUUUAACUAAUACAUAACUUAAAUAAUUUCUUGCAGGAAGUAAAACGUUUCCAGUACAAUUUAUUUUACAUUGUACGAUAAUUUGUAAAAAGAUUUUAAAUAAAGUUUUA